Pocillopora damicornis (cauliflower coral) is the source of this 3185-nucleotide messenger RNA. Its product is annotated as NACHT, LRR and PYD domains-containing protein 3. Gene Ontology annotation, cellular component: cytoplasm. Gene Ontology annotation, molecular function: protein binding. Lineage: Eukaryota; Metazoa; Cnidaria; Anthozoa; Scleractinia; Pocilloporidae. The record is from RefSeq and is a predicted model, not a curated record.
AAUUUCUGCAAAGGUUCUUCAUGGCGUCAGCAGCGGCCCCAUCGUUUCGUUCAACUAAAGAGACAACUAAUUACGCCCGGUUAUGCAGGCUUCUGGUGGAUGUCAGUGCAUAUAUCCUGAGAGAGACAUUUGACAAGAAGCGUCCGCCAGGAAACCUUGAUACGGUUUUGUCAAGCCCUCCGGUUCAUGCGGUGCUACAGAUACUCAAAUGUCGUAAAGUGCUGACUACAUCUCAAUGGAGUAAACUAUAUCCUACCAUCAAAUCUUCAGUUUCAUCAAACAAUUUCGAUAUCACUCUUCUUAUGGUUCUGCUGAGGAACAUUUGUAAUCUUGUUCGUCCAGCUACCGGCUGGGAUACACUUCCUCCUGCAACAGACACAACCCUUGAGGCAGAUAUCGUUCGCAUCAAGUGUUACAGAAACACAGUUUAUGGUCAUGCCAGUCAGGCCUCAGUUGAUGACGCAACAUUCAAUCAAUGCUGGCAGGACAUCCAAGAUGCAUUGGUGAGACUGGGAGGAGCUGGUUACCAAAGUGUUAUUGAUGAUCUGAAAAAGGAAUGCAUGGACCCUGAUUUUGUGGAACACUACGGAGAGCUUCUUAAACAGUGGGUGAUGGAUGAAGACAGCAUUAAAGAAAUCCUGGAUAGGAUAGUAGAAGAAGUAAAUAGUUUGAAAGAAUUCUUCAUCAAACCUAAAAAGAAGACAGGACUGGAAGCUGUAGAAGCAUACACAAACGCGUUGAAAAAAUCAAUAAAAACCCAAACGGAGUUCCACAGUGUAGCUUCUCCCACCUCAACUAAGGUAAGAAUAGAUGACACGUACACCAGCCUUCUGAUACAACACGGAAGAAAGCCAGUCGAAGACCCUGAUAUGGGAAGAGGAAAACACCUUCAGCAGUACGGUCAAGUGAGUGGAAAACCAGUCACACACUGUCAAGACAUUUUCAUCUCUGACGCCGAUUGUCAAGACAAAAAGAAUCCCAAAACUGUCCUCGUCACUGGGAAGGCAGGGAUUGGUAAGACACUGUUCUGCCAAAAGUUAAUCCGAGAUUGGGCUGGCAACAAAUUGUUUCAAUCCCAAACAAACCCAGCGCAACUACCUGACUUUAAGUUCGCUUUCUUGUUAACAUUCCGUCAAUUGAAUUUACUUGGGGACGACCCUGUGAGCUUGAAGGAUAUCUUAAUCCGAUCCUCAGUGUUAGAUGACGACUCAAAUAUUGACGACUCUUUAUUUGAGUACAUUUUUCAUCAUUCUGAAGAAGUUUUGAUCAUCAUCGACGGGUAUGACGAAUGUUCAAAGCAAAGUUUUAUUACUAGUGAUCUGGAUGAACAGUAUCCAAAUGGUGCCCAAGAGGAAAUGCCGGUUGCAGCUCUGUGUGCCAAGCUUAUCAAAGGAAAAAUCUUGAAAGAUUCCGUUGUCAUGAUAACCUCAAGAUCCGAUGAAUCUGAUGACAUAAAGGAUAAAAUUGGCUUUGACCGGUGCGUGGAAAUCACAGGAUUUUCUGAGCAAAAUGUGAAGGAAUACAUCGACAAGUAUUUCAAAGAAAACGACGUCAUGAAGAAUGUUGUAAUGGAUCACAUUACCAAGAAUGAAAAUCUUGUCAGCUUUGCCCACAUUCCAGUUCUCUGUUUUCUAAUGUGUUCCUAUUUUGAGUACAUAUUGCAGGAAUCGAUGAAAACUGAUGCUCUCCCGGUGAACACAAGUGACAUUUAUUUUGAAGUGGUUAAUAUGUUUUUUAUUAAGCAUAGCAAAACAAAAGGAACCACACCUGAAGUUACAAUGGACAAAUUGUCAAUUCUGGCUGCUCAAUUGCUCCGAGAGAAGAAGUAUCUUUUCGCCGUCGAAGAUAUGAAGACAUUUACUGAAGAAGAGGUUGAGAACUUACGAGCAAGCGGUCUUCUUCAUUGCGGUCCCAUGUUUAGAAAAUCUUUCUCGGAAAUGACGAAACAUUUCUGUUUCACCCAUCUGACACUCCAGGAAUACUUAGCGGCCCAUUGGUUUGUGAAGCACAAAAAGAUUCCGUCCGGAGAAAAUGCGUCAGCAAUGGUGUUGCAAUUUAUGUCUGGAAUUUUAUCAAAACAAAAAGACAAAGCUUUUAUGCAUAAACUGCUUGAAGGAAUCAGUAAGAGCUCUUCAGCCGAGCGUCCAGCAGGACUAAUAAUUACGAAAUGUCUAGCUGAGUACCAAGACAAAGAAUUUGCAAAAACUGUCGUGAAGAAACUUUCCAAUCAGUUUAGUGAUCGUGAUGGAAAUAUUAAAUUUCAACACUUGACCGAUGUGGACUGCAUUGCUGUAUCUUUUCUGUUAGAUGUCAUAAAUACAUUAAAUGUAGUAGAAACGCCUGAAAGGAGUCAAACAUCUCCCCAACUGUCUCCCAGGCCGUUGGGCAGUCGACGUGGACUCUCUAGGCGUGUCACCCUGAGUGCAGGGGAAACUGCUGGAAGGAGUCAAACAUCUCUUCAAAUGGCUCACAGGCCGUUGGAUAAUCGACGUGGACUCUCCAGGCGUACCACCUUAAGCGAAGGGGAAACUGCCGGAAAGAUUAAAACGUCCCUUUGCCGGCCCUGUUGGGCACAACUGACUCUCUUCAAUUGCCAAAUUACACAAACUGGACUACGACAAAUUUUUAAGGCGCUAAAGAAAUGUUUCUGCACCGUCACUUCACUACUCCUUUCUGUGUGUAUUUUAAACGAAGAAUGUGUUGCAACGAUCGCAGAAUCGUUGCCAAGGACUAAGCUGAUCGAACUGUCUCUGAAAGGAACUCGGAUCACUGAUGCCGGUGUUCUCAGUCUAUGUCGAGUACUACAGACACAAACAUGCAAAAUUACCUCAUUAAAUCUGAGUGGUAAUCAGAUCACCGAUGCCGGCGUUGGUAGUCUAUGUCAAGCAUUACAGACUGCAACAUGCAAAGUAACAACACUAUAUCUGGGCCGUAAUCAGAUCACCGAUGCCGGUGUUGCCAGUUUACGUCAAGCAUUACAGACACCAACAUGUGAAGUUACCUCAUUAAAUCUGAGUAGUAAUCAGAUCACCGACGCCGGCGUUUGUAGUCUUUGUCAAGCAUUACCGAGAGCAACAUGCAAAGUCACAACACUAGAUCUGGGCCGUAAUGAGAUCACCGAUGCCGGUGUUGCCAGUCUAUGUCAAGCAUUACAGACAGCAACAUCCAAAGUCACAACACUAUAA